Messenger RNA from Struthio camelus australis, 2153 nucleotides. RefSeq names its product O-acyl-ADP-ribose deacylase 1 (gene OARD1). The record is from RefSeq and is a predicted model, not a curated record. Gene Ontology annotation, biological process: peptidyl-glutamate ADP-deribosylation. Lineage: Eukaryota; Metazoa; Chordata; Aves; Struthioniformes; Struthionidae.
AACUGGCAGAAAUUUCUAGGACGGACCCUGUCAACCUACCCCCGCGAUCACUGUCCUCAACGGACAGGACACUCGCACAAAGCCAAGAACAGGGUUUCACUUAAACAACAGCGCAGACAGGCCACAGCCUUAUCUCCUGCUGUUCAACAGGAAACACCACGAGGUGUCCGUCUCUCGUUCCUGACCUCCUUAUCAAACUUGCUCCGCCUCGGAUCGAUCUGCGCAGGCGCCUGUGGGACGGCUGAAGGAGUCUUCACCAUAGCCCACGUUACCAUGGCCACCCACUUCUUCAAGGAUCAGGGGGAGAGAAUCAAGUGUGUUAAGGGGGACCUUUUCUCAUGUCCCCAGACGGACUCGUUGGCUCAUUGCAUCAGCGAGGACUGUCGCAUGGGUGCAGGCAUAGCUGUUCUUUUUAAGAAGAAGUUUGGAGGUGUACAAGAGCUGUUAGAUCAACAAAAGAAAACUGGGGAGGUGGCAGUUCUACAAAGAGACGACCGAUAUAUAUACUACCUGAUUACGAAGAAGAAAGUUUCCCACAAACCAACAUAUGAGAAUAUGCGAAAGAGUUUAGAAGCCAUGAAAACUCACUGUCUCAACAAUGGAGUUACUGACAUUUCCAUGCCUAGGAUUGGAUGUGGACUUGACCGCCUGGACUGGAGUAAAGUUUCAGCAAUACUUGGGGAAGUGUUUGAAGACACAGAUAUUAAGAUCACAGUUUACACUCUGUGAUCAAAAGAUUGUAAAGAUAGCCUUAUUUCCCCCGCUUUCAGGAGCGUCAACUUCUUAACCGGUCGGGGGAAAACUGCAUGCUGAGCACAUUCUUCUUCUGAGCAUAGCUCACUGUUGUGUUGUCAGUGGCAGUAACUUUAAAAAGAUAAAACCCAGAGCAGCUAGUUUGGAAUGUAGUGUUUAGGGAUCCUGUGAAGAAGGCGGGGGUCUUGUGGAAGCCCUUGGGGAGCUUACAGUGUGUCCUAGCAAACCACCAGAUGUCACUGCUCUUCCACCAAGCACCUGCCUACGCCAGAGCCUCUGCUGCAAAGGUGGCAGUCCCCUUGUGGAGUGAAAUUAGGGCUGUCUAGUGCUUAGGUGAAUGUUUGUUGGUUUGUUGUUCUGGUUCAUAAUGAUGAGCUGUGGAGCCCCUGACACUUUUGUUUUAAAGUUUCGCAAUGUUCAUAUAAAGAACAGAGUAAGUAACCUGUAUUCUGUAAAGGAUUAAAAAUUAAUUUUUUAUCUUCUGGGCACAGAUACUUUUUUUUUUAAUGAGAUUGUACUUACUAAGAACUAUGCUGUCAAUAUUAAGUAAAUAGCUUUUCAGUACUCUGCUGUCAGAUCAAAUCGCAGUCCCUUGUGAAAAACCAUACCUAUGUCUGUACUUAUUGUAGCUGUAUUCUAGAGGAAAGCUGGGUUUUGAAAGAGAAAGCUGUAGAUGUGGGGAAAAUGCCUAGUAGGUGCAUAUAAUUGGUGUAGUCUGCAGAACUCGCUUUGCUGAGAAUCCUCACUCAUGAAGUAUUGAUGUGCUGUAAAAGGUUGCAGUACUGAAUAUAUGGGUUGGUGUUCCUAUGGAAUUUUUUACUGCCUUUGUAGUUUAGCUGUUAUAUGUGGGUUGGUGUCUGAUGUUACCGAACUGCAAAAGCAAAUCAGUUAAGUAGCACACUUAAUGCAUCAGACCAUUGGUAAACGUUUGUUUCUUUGAAAAGUUUGGUUUCAGUACUGAAGAGCUGUCAUAUAAUCUUACUAUCUUUUAUACUUGAUUCCCCCCUACGCUGCCAUAAUAACAAAUCUUCUGACUCCGUUAUGCUCAAUGCCUAGAAAAAUGCCAGGCACUUCCAAAUAUGUUGAAUAAACCUAACAGAUGAGACGUAAUGGUUAGAGAAGUUGUUAGCAUAAAAGAGUGUUCCUAAUAAUUACUUCUCACUAAACGUUAAACGUAUGGAGCCUUUUUUUUUUUUUCUUAGCAUUGUGGGUGAAUAUGUAUUGUGUGUUUUCUUUGCUGAUGUAACUCUGCAAAUUCUGUUGGUGUCUUUAACAGCUUUGUGUUAUUUCUCUCCCUGUUCAUUGACCGUCCUUUAUUUCUUUGUAAACUUGUUUUUGGUAGAUAAUUUCUGUAGCAGAUAUGCAAUUGUAAAAAAAAAAAAAAAAAAAAAAAACCUGAG